AUGGCGAAUAGCUUCGCUCCGGUCGCCUCGGCACCUACCGAUGCUCAGUCGAAUCCGUCUACCGAACCUUUCCAUAACUCCACUACAUUCCCUCAGAGACAAUCAGCAGAGGCAGGCUCAAGGGUUGAAUCGGAUACUACGUUGUAUGAUGGCACAAACUCUGCAAAUGAGACGGAAAGAAGGACUUUAGACGCGAAGGCCGCAGAGAAAGGAUCUGGCGAUAGGCCGACCCUGGCUGCUCGCAAGUUCGAUACAGAAAUUGCUCGGCCGGUUGUACAGAGAUUGCCUGCUCCGGCGAGACGGCACCAGUCUACGAUAGAUACUUCUAUUUAUGGAAGAGGGGCUACGCUACGAAGCGAUUCUGAAGGAUGGUCCUCCGAUGAGGAAUAUCACCCAAAGUUGCGGAAGUCGUGGACGCAGCCGGACCACUUAUUGUCCAAAGCCCACCUCAAUGGUGUCCGCACCAAUCCCAGGCGUUUGCAUCUUAGAGUUGGGAACGAAUUCUUUCAGUCACGUUGUGGUUUGGCCAAAGAUGGCAGGCUAAAUAUCUCUGUCAGCGAGAAGGCCAACACUGGAUAUUUGGCCAAGGCUCUCGGUGCAACCUUCGAGCGCCACCUCAGCUCGCUCCAAGGCCAGGAGGAGGCGGUGGUGGCGGCAUCGUUGGAAGAAAAGGCGAAAGCUGACUUUCGCGAAGCCAAACCACAUCUGCAAAUCCCCCGAAUGAACAUAGUCAUUAUGGUGAUUGGAAGCCGGGGUGACAUACAGCCGUUCCUGAAGAUUGGGAAAAUCUUGAAGGAUAAAUACCACCAUCGCGUCAGGAUCGCCACCCACCCUACAUUCAAGAAGUUCGUUGAAGAGGAGACCGGUCUCGAGUUCUUCUCCGUUGGCGGCGACCCUUCCGAACUGAUGGCUUUCAUGGUGAAAAAUCCUGGGCUGAUACCUUCUCUGGAGACUCUGAAGUCUGGGGAGCUAGGCAGAAGACGCGAGUCGAUGUUUCAGAUGUUUCAGGGGUUCUGGAGGGCCUGCAUAAAUGCCACAGACGACGAGACGGAUCGUGCCAACUUGGAGAUGAUGGGAUCUAAACCUCCAUUUGUGGCGGAUGCCAUCAUUGCGAAUCCGCCCUCGUUCGCACACUAUCACUGCGCUGAAAGGCUGAGUAUCCCUCUACACUUGGUCUUCACCUUCCCAUACUCUCCCACCCAAGCCUUUCCGCAUCCUCUAGCCAAUAUCAAAGCGACCAAUGUCGAUCAAAGUUACACCAACUUCAUGAGCUAUCCGUUGAUCGACCUCAUGACCUGGCAAGGUUUGGGCGACCUCAUCAAUCGCUUCCGCGUUCACACACUGGGAUUGGAGCCGGUCUCAACACUGUGGGCUCCCGGACAGCUUUCGCGUCUCAAAGUUCCGAUAACGUACCUCUGGUCACCGGGCCUGGUCCCCAAACCCCGUGACUGGGGUCCAGAGAUUGAUAUUGCGGGCUACGUGUUUCUCGACCUUGCAUCCUCAUACAAACCUCCCCAAGAUCUCGCCCAAUUCUUGGAGAGAACAGAUGAACGGCCAAUUGUGUAUGUUGGCUUCGGAUCUAUUUCCGGGAUAGAUGAUCCGGUGGCAUUCACAAAGAUGAUUUACGAAGGCAUCGAGAAAGCUGGCGUUCGGGCAGUAAUCAGCCGCGGCUGGGGUCGCAUGGGCGAUGGCAUAGAGAAACCAGAUGGCGUUUUCAUGGUUGACAAUGUCCCUCAUGACUGGCUGUUCCCCAAGGUGGACGCUGUCGUACAUCAUGGCGGUGCAGGCACUACUGCAGCUGGGCUCAGAUUCGGCAAGCCCACCAUGAUUGUCCCUUUCUUUGGUGACCAACCGUUUUGGAGUGCCAUGGUUGCUAAGGCUGGAGCUGGGGCCAAACAGGCCCUUCCAUGGAAGAAACUCAGUAGCGACAGUUUUGCCGAAGGCAUUCGUCAAUGUCUUGCGCCAGAGGCCAGAGCCAAAGCAGAAGAGAUUGCUAAAAGCAUCGAGAAAGAAGGAGAUGGAGCGGAGAAUGCAGUGGACUCUUUCCAUCGCGCCUUGGAUCUCGACGGGGAGCAUUCGGUGCGCUGCCGAUUGUUUGUUGACAGAGUCGCGGUCUGGAAGGUUCAGCGUCAUGCUAUUCAACUGUCGGCUCUCGCAGCUGACUUGUUGGUGGAGAAUAAAGAGCUGCACUGGUCGGACUUAGAAUUGAACAGGAUCCGCGAAUGGACCGAUUUCCAAGGCCCUGGAGAGCCCAUCACUGGAGCUGGUGGAGUACUGGUCCAGGCAUUUCAAGAGGCCUUCUACGGGUUAGCCACAAUGCACGAAAGCACCAAAAAGGACAUCAAGCACUAUGAAAAACACAGACGAAGGCAUAAAACGAAAUCGACCAAGGACGCGCUAGUCUUGCCCGGGAGAAUUGCAUAUGCCAUUCGAGGCACCAGUACAGACAUGCAAAAGAAAGAGCGGGCUCGGCUGGAGAAUGAACUCAAUUUGCAGGGAGAGGCCGAACCAGUCAGGCUGCCCUUUGCUCCCUCAGACCCCGACAACGAGCCUUCUGCAGGCGGCGGGGGGUUAAAUCGGAUCAUGACCGACAUGUCAGAUGAACCUUCUGCGAGGGUGAUCUUGAAGGACGUUGGGCGAGGCGUUGGACACUCCACCCGCGUGAUCGUGUCCCUGCCCAUGCAGAUAUGGAAUGCCUUAGCUCUAGGGUUCCACAAUGCGCCUCGUCUUUAUGGAGACAAGACUGUGCGACCGUCGCCCGCAAGAAUCACGGGGUUCCGAGCAGGAGUCAAAGCUGCGGGGACGGAGUUCUUCCUGGGGUUCUACGACGGGGUGACGGGAAUGGUCCGGAUCCCCUAUCUCGAAGUGCAUGAAGAAGGCAUGGUGGGGUUUCCCAUAGGCGUGGCGAAAGGGUUCGGUGGAUUAGUGCUAAAACCCAUCUCUGGCAUUCUUGGAUUAGGGGCGUAUACGUUCAAGGGAGCCCACUAUAGCCUGCGGCGACGGUUGCGAGAUACGGAGAAGACUGACCGAUGGAUUCGACGCGCUCGGAUCGCCCAAGGACAACGCGAGGUGGAAGAAUUCAAAGUACCGGCAAACAACACGAGGGCGCCGCGUCCAUAUGUGCGACCCACGCCAGAGUACGAUGAGGUUCGCAAUCAGGCACUUCGUCUGUGGACAAAGUAUGAAAAGGAACUCAUCUUGUCGGAGUCGAGGCAAAAGGAAGCCCGGACCUUGCUGCUGAGAAAGGCACGACGUGAGAGUCAUAGUCCCAGAACCCAAGGAGACAUACACGGAGACACAGCUACAUAG
This is a messenger RNA of Capronia epimyces CBS 606.96, 3309 nucleotides long. RefSeq lists its product as uncharacterized. The coding region runs from base 1 to 3309 and encodes 1102 amino acids. The record is from RefSeq and is a predicted model, not a curated record. Lineage: Eukaryota; Fungi; Ascomycota; Eurotiomycetes; Chaetothyriales; Herpotrichiellaceae. Gene Ontology annotation, biological process: carbohydrate metabolic process. Gene Ontology annotation, molecular function: UDP-glycosyltransferase activity; hexosyltransferase activity. The transcript has a single exon.